CGGAAUUAACCCUCAAGGCUAACCUGCUGCCUGUAACCUGGGUAGGUACCUGUAUCCUUGUUUUUAUUUAGUAGAUCCUCUAUCCCUCAGAGACUCUGGAUCCCCUGCAGUCUUCUCCUCAUCUGGUGACCCUGGGAUGAUGUUUUCAAGUCCUUCCAGAGAGGAAUGUCCCAAGCACCUGGGUAGGGAAGGCGUCAUGGCUGCCAGCUUCACAGCAUUGCUUCUACUUCAGGCAGUGUCCUGGGCAUCAGGUGCCCGCCCCUGCAUCCCUAAAAGCUUCGGUUACAGUUCAGUGGUCUGUGUCUGCAAUGCCACAUACUGUGACUCUCUUGACCCCCUGACCCUUCCUGCCCCUGGCACCUUCAGCCGCUAUGAGAGUACACGCAGUGGGCGUCGGAUGGAGCUGAGUACAGGGACCAUUGAGGCCAAUCAUACGGGCACAGGGCUCCUACUGACCCUGCAGCCAGAACAGAGGUUCCAGAAAAUGAAGGGGUUUGGAGGAGCUAUGACAGAUGCUGCUGCUCUCAAUAUCCUUGCCUUAUCACCUCCUGCCCAAGAUUUGCUACUUAAAUCAUACUUCUCUGAAGAAGGAAUUGAAUACAACAUCAUACGGGUACCCAUGGCCAGCUGUGACUUCUCUAUCCGCAUCUACACCUAUGCUGACACCCCUGAUGACUUCCAGUUGCACAACUUCAGCCUUCCAGAGGAAGAUACCAAACUCAAGAUACCCCUGAUCCAUCGGGCUCUGAAGUUGUCUCAACGCCAUGUUUCACUCUUUGCAAGUCCCUGGACAUCACCUACUUGGCUUAAGACCAACGGGGCAGUGAAUGGGAAGGGGUCACUCAAGGGCCAACCAGGGGAUAUCUACCACCAGUCCUGGGCCAAAUACUUUGUCAAGUUCCUGGAUGCUUAUGCUGAGCAAAAGUUACAGUUCUGGGCAGUGACAGCUGAAAAUGAGCCUUCUGCAGGGCUGAUGAGCGGGUACCCCUUCCAGUGCCUGGGCUUCACCCCUGAACAUCAGCGAGACUUCAUUGCCCGUGACCUGGGCCCUACCCUUGCCAACAGUACUCACCGAAAUGUCCAUCUGCUAAUGCUGGAUGACAACCGCUUGCUGCUGCCCCAUUGGGCACAGGUGGUGCUGAAAGACCCAGAGGCAGCUAAGUAUGUUCAUGGCAUUGCUGUACACUGGUACCUGGACUUUCUGGCUCCAGCAGAAGCCACGCUGGGGGAGACACACCGCCUGUUCCCCAACACCAUGCUCUUUGCCUCAGAGGCCUGUGUGGGUUCCAAGUUCUGGGAGCAGAGUGUGCGUCUAGGCUCCUGGGAUCGAGGGAUGCAAUACAGCCACAGCAUCAUCACGAACCUCCUGUACCAUGUAGUUGGCUGGACUGACUGGAACCUUGCCUUGAACCCUGAAGGGGGACCCAACUGGGUGCGCAACUUUGUCGAUAGUCCCAUUAUUGUGGACAUCAACAAGGACACAUUUUACAAACAGCCCAUGUUCUACCACCUUGGCCACUUCAGCAAGUUCAUUCCUGAGGGUUCUCAGAGAGUGGGGCUGGUUGCUAGCGAGAAGAGCCACCUGGACACAGUGGCCCUGAUCCACCCUGACGGAUCUGCAGCUGUUGCAGUGGUGCUGAACCGUUCCUCUAAAGACGUGCCUCUUACCAUCAAAGAUCCUGCCUUGGGAUUCCUGAAGACCAUCUCACCUGGCUACUCCAUUCAAACCUACCUGUGGCGUCGCCAGUAAUGGAGCAGAUAUUCAAGGAAGCACCAGGGCUCAGUAUGGACAUUUAAGUGACAGAAUCAACUAAGAUGCUAUCUGUAGCUAAAGAGGACAUAGCAGGGCCAGGGUGAGCUUACAGUGAUGUAAGCCCAGGGCCAGUGGUUUGGGUGACUCAUUCUCCCCUGUAGUUGGUGCCAGGGGCUGGAAACCCUUGGGGAAAGAUCAGGAAGCCCAAGGCCCCCACCUCCAUGCUUGUGUGAGCGUAUGCUGUGCUGGUAGCCGUGGAAUCUGGGCCCGUGCCCGGGCCCAGGCCCAGGGUGAGCUCACUGUCUGCAAACACAAGAUGGGGAGGAGGGGUCCAAAGAAGAGACUAGGAGUUGGGGACUGUUUGACUUUCCUGGGGAUGCAGAGCUGGGCUCAUGUAGAAGCAAUGUCGGCAUCACAGCAAAAGCCAAGAGCCCUAGGGAGGCUCAGACACCCAGCUGCCUCCCAUGGCACCACUAGGAACAAUGGCAGACCUUAAAAGAGAGAAUGUUUGAUUCCA
Molecule: messenger RNA, 2270 nt
Organism: Otolemur garnettii (small-eared galago)
Lineage: Eukaryota; Metazoa; Chordata; Mammalia; Primates; Galagidae
Gene: GBA1
Product: glucosylceramidase beta
Exons: 11
Coding region: 137-1750 (537 amino acids)
Biological process (GO): glucosylceramide catabolic process
Molecular function (GO): glucosylceramidase activity
Source: RefSeq, a predicted model, not a curated record